This is a messenger RNA of Pistacia vera, 2515 nucleotides long. RefSeq names its product CSC1-like protein HYP1. Gene Ontology annotation, molecular function: calcium-activated cation channel activity. Gene Ontology annotation, cellular component: plasma membrane. The record is from RefSeq and is a predicted model, not a curated record. The transcript is spliced from 10 exons. Lineage: Eukaryota; Viridiplantae; Streptophyta; Magnoliopsida; Sapindales; Anacardiaceae. Bases 92 to 2233 code for a protein of 713 amino acids.
UCGCAAAGGUGGCUGAAGCUCAACGCUCAAGCUUCGUCUUCUACUUUCCGCCUACGGUUCCUUCGGAUUCUAACAGUAAAACUCUUUCUAAAUGAUUCUUUCCGCUCUUCUAACCUCAGUCGGAAUCAAUCUCGGCCUCUGUUUCUUGUUCUUCACUCUCUACUCAAUUUUACGAAAUCAACCUUCUAACCUCGCUGUCUACGCUCCACGUUUGGUUAGCAGACAGAAAUCGCGACGGCGAAACGAUGAAUUCAACUUAGAAAGACUGUUUCCGUCUCCCGGUUGGGUGAGACAAGCUUGCGCGCCCUCCGAGGAUAAGCUCUUGUCAACUUUAGGCUUCGAUGGUGUCGUCUUCAUGCGCAUUUUCAUUUUCUGUUUGAAGGUAUUUACAUUUGCUGGGAUUAUUGGUGUCUUCAUCCUUCUCCCGGUUAAUUAUUUGGGGAAUCAGCUGAGUUAUGAUUUUUCUGAUUUGCCAAACAAGUCUUUGGACUCCUUCAGUAUUUCGAAUGUAGACAAUGGUUCAAACAGGUUAUGGAUUCACUUUUGUGCUGUGUAUGUUUUCACUGCAGCUGUCUGCUAUCUUCUUUACUAUGAGUAUAGUCAUAUUUCGUCAAAAAGAGUUUCUUAUUUCUAUUCAUCAAAACCUAAGCCUCAUCAAUUUACAAUAUUAGUCCGUGGUAUACCUAUUUCCUCUGGGGGCAGCGUCAAUGAAACUGUUGAGAGUUUUUUCAAAGAGUAUCAUCCUUCUACUUACUUUUCACAUUCUGUUGUUCGGCGGACAAACAAAAUUCAAAAACUCAUUAGUGAUGCGGACAAGCUGUAUAGAAGACUUGCCUUCUUAAAAUUGGAAAAGGAUUCCCAGCAAAGGUUUAGACGUGAUGGUUUUUUGGGACUCUUUGGACGCAAAGUUGAUCUUUUGGACCACUAUGAAAAGAAGUUGGAAGAUUUGCAGGAUAACGUGAGAAUGGAGCGAUCUUCUUUGGCAGGAAAGGAUAUACCAGCUGCUUUUGUGUCUUUUAAGUCACGGUUGGGUGCUGCAGUAGCUCUAAAUAUUAAACAGGGGGUCAAUCCCACGGACUGGAUCACUGAGCAAGCUCCUGAUCCUCAGGAUGUUUACUGGCCUUUCUUUUCAGCAUCAUUCAUGAAAAGAUGGAUCUGCAAGCUGUUGGUGUAUGUUGCAUCUUUUGCUCUUAUAGUCUUAUUCCUUGUUCCAGUUGUAAUUGUGCAAGGUCUUACUCACCUGGAUCAGUUGGAGACUUGGUUUCCGUUUUUAAGAGGCAUCCUGAGUCUGACAUUCAUUAGUCAAGUAAUUACAGGAUAUCUUCCCAGUCUUAUCCUUCAGUUGUUCCUAUCUUUUGUGCCGCCCGUCAUGAUACUAUUUUCCUCUAUUGAAGGAUACAUAUCUCUCAGCCAGGUAGCAAAAAGUGCAUGUAACAAGAUGUGGUGGUUUACUGUAUGGAACAUUUUCUUUGUGAAUGUGCUAUCAGGAACAGCUCUCUAUCAGGUCAAUCUCUUUCUUGAGCCCAAGAAAAUUCCACAGGUGCUUGCUGAAGGUGUUCCUGCACAGGCGUCAUUCUUCAUUGCAUAUGUUGUGACAUCUGGAUGGACCAGCCUAUCAUCAGAACUCUUUCGACUGACUGCUCUCAUUUACAGUUUCAUAAGUAGAAUAUUUUCUCAUAAUUCUGGUAAUGAAUUUGAGGUUCCAUCAAUUGCUUGGCACAGUGAGAUCCCAAGGAUUGUCUUCUUUGAACUUCUUGGUAUCACAUACUUCUUCCUUGAUCCACUAAUUCUUCCGUUCCUCUUGGUUUUUUAUUGUCUGGGAUACAUCAUCUACCGAAACCAGUUAUUGAAUGUAUAUGCACCCAAGUUUGAAACUGGUGGAAAGUUUUGGCCUAUAGUGCAUAAUUCAACAAUUUUUUCCUUGAUACUGAUGCACAUUAUUGCAAUCGGCAUAUUUGGGCUUAAGAAGCUUCCUCUGGCAUCCAGUUUGACUAUUCCUCUUCCAGUUCUCACACUUCUUUUUAAUGAGUACUGCAGGAAACGGUUUUUACCGAUGUUCACAGCUUUUCCUAUGGAGUGUUUGGUAAAGAAAGAUCGAGAAGACCAGAAUGACCCUACAAUAUCUGAGUUCUACAACAAAUUAGAAAACGCCUACCGGGAUCCAGCUCUGAUGCCAGUUCAAUAUUCCUCAAGCACAGAUGGACGCAAUUCUCCCCUUCUUCAUUCUGUUUAAGUAAGUCAAUAUUUUGCUUACAUUUAAGCAUCUCGCCGCUAGAAAGUAUCCUUGUCUUAUUCAGUCAUACAUAUUGUUCUGAAUCUCGUCUGCACUCCAUGUGUUUGUUUGUAUUAUGUUCUUGAAGAUUAUGCCAUUUGUGCAUCAGAACCUUGUUUUCAGCUCGCUGUUGAAUUCUAGGAUGUAAUUAAUUUGACAACUCACUAUCUUUACUAUUUCUUAAGUUUGUAUAAUAUACAUAAGUUAUUGGUUUCACAUUAUAUGGAAUUAGAUUAGACACCA